AUGUUCAAGGAGCACUACCGCAUUACUUUGUCUACUUUUGAGACACUAGUAAACAUUCUUUUGGGAACUGAGCUAUACAGAAGAUGUGAUGAAAGUGAACUGGUUCGGCCUGUGUGGAAACAGAUAGCAGUUGUUCUCUGGAGAUUUUCCAACACUCACUUUGGAUAUAGAAUGGCAAAGAACAAGUUUGGGUGUAGUCAUGGAAGCUACAACAAUUUCACUGACCAGUUUAUUCUUGCCAUGAGCUCAAUUGUAAUUGACAAUAGCAUUACCUGGCCAAACAUGGUUGAACAAACCCUAGAGAUUACAACAGGAUGUAGAUCCAAAAACCAAGAAACUGUUCCACUUACCACUGAACAGAAACUAUAUAAUACAGUACAGUCCAGAACUCAACAAAAAAUUGAAAACACAUUCUCACUCUUGGUGCUAAGAUGGAAAUUUCUAUAUAAGCAUCUUUACUUGAAGAAUGUUGGAAGACUGACUCAAGCAAUUAUGUUAUGCUGUGUUUUACACAACUUGUGUCUAGAUGUUGAUGAUAUGUGGGAACUUGAAGAGAAUGAAGAAAACAAUAUCUUGGGCAAUUUUCAAGAUUCAGGCAAUGAGGAUGGUGCUGUUUUUGGGCUGGAAGAAAUAGAAAAUACUAAUCCAAUUAUAUCUGAAAGAGUACUUAAUGCACUUCUUGCUCAACUGAAAACUGGUGGUGAACAACAACAACUGGCAGUAAUGAAUUUUUUUUAA
Molecule: messenger RNA, 738 nt
Organism: Phycomyces blakesleeanus NRRL 1555(-)
Lineage: Eukaryota; Fungi; Mucoromycota; Mucoromycetes; Mucorales; Phycomycetaceae
Exons: 2
Coding region: 1-738 (245 amino acids)
Source: RefSeq, a predicted model, not a curated record